Messenger RNA from Cydia strobilella, 447 nucleotides. RefSeq names its product cyclin-dependent kinase inhibitor 1C-like. NCBI's taxonomy places the organism in Eukaryota, Metazoa, Arthropoda, Insecta, Lepidoptera, Tortricidae. The transcript is spliced from 3 exons. Bases 40 to 447 code for a protein of 135 amino acids. The record is from RefSeq and is a predicted model, not a curated record.
CAGUGUUUAUGUGUGUGAGUUUAUGCGGCGCAAGCGGCGAUGGCGGCGCGCCGGCUCGUGCUCAACGGGCUCACGGCGGAGGUGGAGGGCGAGGGGGUGGGCGUGGUGGUGGGGGGUGAGGGGCAGUCGCCAGACUCGCUGGAGUUCUACCACGAGCUGGAACUGUAUCGGCAGCUGCUGGCGCUGCCUGCUGAGCCGAGACGUGCGCGCACGCCGGAUCCCAGGCCCACUAAGAGCCCAGAGCCAACGCCGCCGCGGCGUAGCCGCACGCCGUGCGCUCGCGUCUCCGCCUCCGCUUCAGCGCCAGCGCCAGUGUCCUCGCCCGCUUCCGCGCCCGCGGCCACGCCCGUGUACACCCCCGCUCCCGCUCCCGCUCCCGCUACCACCCCGCGCGCCGCGACUCCGGCGCCUGCGACGGGACACACUCGUCCGGCUCAGGGACCAUAA